AGCAAUAUGGCACUUUAAAGUUCAGAGUUGCUGGACACACAGAAAGCAAGCCACCUUUAAAGGCUCCUCUUGCUUGCUUUCACUCCUUCCUAAUUUGUCAUUCACUUUCCUGAGUUAUAUUGCAAUCCUUUCACAGUUUUCUUUCUCCUCAUUUCAGAUCUUUACAACUGUUUGCUCAUAAAUCUCGAUGGCUCUUGUGACCUGCAAAGGAGCCUCAUCUUCUUCUUUUACCCACCAACUCAAGAAGUUUGAUGUCUUCUUGAGUUUUAGAGGUGAAGAUACCCGUUUCAGUUUUAUAAGCCAUUUGUAUGAUGCUUUGUGUUCGAGGGGUAUUCACACUUUCAUUGAUGAUAAGCUUCCAAGGGGAGAAGAAAUUUCUACAGAGCUUCUCAAAACCAUUGAGAACUCAAUGAUAUCAAUAAUUGUAUUUUCUGAAAAUUAUGCAUCUUCCGCUUGGUGUUUGGAUGAGCUUGCCAAGAUUGUUGAGUGCAAAAAGAAUGACCAAUUGGUGCGACCGGUUUUUUACAAGGUGGAUCCAUCAGAAAUUCGUAACCAAAAUGGAAAGUUCGGAGAAGCCCUAGCCAAACAUGAAAGAAAACUUAAGGAUAGCAAGAAAGUAGAAAGAUGGAGAAAAGCUCUCCAUGAAACUGCUAAUAUAUCUGGUUGGCAUUACAGGCACAGUUGCAACGAGUCCAAAUUUAUCCAACGAAUUGUUGAAGAGAUCUCAAAUUCUAAAUUUAAUCGAACACCAUUAUUUGUUGCACGAUACCCUGUUGGAAUAAAUUAUCGUGUAAAGACCAUUCUUUUAGAUAUUGAGUCAAAUGAUGGUCAUAUAAUAUGUAUCAAUGGCACUGGUGGAAUAGGUAAGACAACAAUCGCAAAAGCUAUUUUUAAUAGAAUUUGUGAUCAUUUUGAUGGAUUUUGUUGUCUAGAAAAUUUAAGAGAAAGAUCGGGGACAAAUGCUGGUGUAAUUGAAUUACAAGAGACACUUCUUUGUGAAAUUUUAGGGGAUAGAAAUUUAAAGGUGGGUAGCAAAUCUAAAGGUGUCAAUAUGAUAAAGGAAAGACUUUCAUCUAUGAGGAUUCUUUUAGUUCUUGAUGAUGUGGAUAAAUGGAUCCAAAUAGAAAAUUUGCUUGGAAGAUGUGAUUGGUUUGCUUCUGGAAGCAAAAUCAUUAUAACAACAAGAGACAAACACUUGACAGCUACACUUGGAAAUUGUUGUUCAACCCACUCGAUUAAGGAAUUAGAUCAAGAUGAAGCCCUUGAACUUUUUAGUAUGCACGCCUUCCAAAGCAACAAACCCAAAGAUGAUUAUUUGGAACUUGCAGACAAAGUUAUACAACAUGUCAAGGGAUUGCCAUUGGCUCUAGUAAUAAUUGGUGCUGAUUUGUAUGGAAGAACAAAACCCGAAUGGAGAAGUGCAGUAGAAAAGUAUGAAAGAAUUCCUAAUGAAGACAUUACAAAAAUACUCGAAAUAAGUUAUGAAGGAUUGGAUAAAAGUGAAAAAGAUAUUUUCCUUGAUAUUGCAUGCUUCUUUGAGGGAUUUCUUAGGGAGUAUGUCAUUGAUAUACUGAAUGCUUGCAAUUUAUAUCCAAUUUAUGGAAUUCGAAGACUUAUCGAUAAGUGCCUAAUAACAGUUGGUCAAUAUGAUAAAUUGUUGAUGCAUAACUUGCUACAACAAAUGGGUAGGGACAUUGUUCAACGGGAAUCGCCGGACUUGCCUGGAAAUCGCAGUAGGCUAUGGUGUUAUAAGGAUGUUCAUAAAGUACUAACACAAAAUACGGGAUCGGAAAAAAUUCGAGGCAUAAGGAUAUGCUCACCUAAGCCAUCAAAGAUGAAAUUGGAACCUACAUGUCUUGAAAAGAUGAAAAAUCUCAAAUUCCUCAUAGUUAGUAAUGUAGAUAUUUGUAGAGGUCUCAAAUAUCUUCCUAACGAAUUAAGGGUUCUUGAUUGGUCCGGAUUUCCUUUAUUUUCCUUACCACCUAAUUUUGAUCCUCAAAAUCUCAUUGCACUGAACAUGCCAGAAAGUCGAGUUACAUUGGACAAGCUUUUCAAGAGGAUACAAUGCAAAAGCUUGACAUAUAUGAAUUUCAAUUUCAAUCAAUACAUUAGGGAAUUACCCGACUUAUUGAGUGCCACCCCAAAUGUAAAGAAAUUGGAUCUCCAAAGUUGUGAAAAAUUAGUCAAGAUUCAUGACUCUGUUGGAUAUCUUGAUAAACUGGAAAGUUUGGACCUCUGGGGUUGCGAUGAACUUGAAAUUCUUCCAAGUUGUAUCGUGAUGAAAUCUCUUAAAUAUUUACAUCUUUUAGAUUGCAAAAGGGUCAAGAGGUUCCCUGAUAUUCCACAAGAAAUGGAAAAUUUAAAGUUUCUUAGUCUGAGAGACACUGCCAUUAGAGAGCUUCCUCCAUCAAUUGGGAAUCUCACUGGGCUUGAGCGAUUAGACAUAGGUUCCAGUUUCUAUUCGUGUCAGCUUCCUAGUAGCAUUUAUAAAUUGCAACAACUUCGCCAGCUCUUGCUUUAUGGUAAUGUCAAAUUUCCAAAGGACAUGGGGUUUGGUAGAAAAGCUACAGCAUGCAAUUCUUACGGUGGCUUUUCAAAAUAUUGUUUUCCAAAGUUGAAUUUUCUAAAAAAGUUGACUUCUUGCUUCACCCACUCAGAGAAAUGUUUAUUAUCAGGGAGUAAAGAUUUGAACCUCAGAGAAAGCAUUAUCAGAUUCAAUAGAUUAAAUUAUCUUGUAAUUCAGGAUUCCAAGUUCCUUAAGAAAAUUCCAAAGCUUCCAGAAAGUAUAAGAGCAGUAGAUGCAACAAACUGCAUCUCGUUGAAUUCAGAAUCAUUAAGAAAAUUAAUCCUUCAGUUUGGAAGAAUUUUAGGGCUUUCACCAAAUAUGAAAUGUUCAGGUGUGAAACACAAAGUAUUAAUGGAUUCGCAUUCACAUCGCAAUUUAUCGAAUCAGAUUGAUUGCUCUUCCCGGGUCUCCCUCUCCAAGCUCAACGCAAUUCAAGAUGAGUCCUUUCCCACUCUAGAUGCGUAUCUGGGUGAUUAUGGAGAGAUAUAUGAUAUUACAGUACCAGGAAAGAAGAUUCCGAAUUGGAUCAAUCAUCAAAGCAUUGAAAGUUCCAUAUCAUUCUGGGUUGGUCCUGAGUUUCCAUCAAUUGUUGUUUGUGUUGCUCUUCAUCUAAUUCCGUUGAAGGACAGUUACGCUAAUAACGAUAAGUAUGGUUCUAUUCGUGAUGAUUUAAUUGAUUGUGUUUGUAAUAUCCACAUUUCUACCAAUAGUCGUAAGCGACGUCUCGUGACUUGGGAGCGUCUUUAUGCUUUGAAGUGUGAUCAUCUGUGGUUUCGCGGAGAACCUCACAGCCGAUUACAGAGGAGAUUCGGAGACUUGAUGCAAGGUGAUCGGAAUCAUGUUGAGAUUUCAUGUAAAAUCGCUCACUGGGUAAGUAGAAACGGAAAAUACGCUCCUGUGAUUGCAAGGAUGGGAGUACAUGUGGAAUGCGUAUGUCCUCCUCAGAAUUCCGUUAUCAUCCAACACAAUUCUCAAAAUAUUGAUGACGACACAGAGCUGCUCGCACCUUUACUAUCUCAAAAUGGUUCACAUACGGACUCAGACGCAGGUGACACUUCAAGCUCCUCUAGUCCCUGAAGACAUCUGAUUCAAGGCGUCCAGUGGAUAUAGCAAAUGGGCUUGACUUAUGUUUGGGUAUUGACUCAGCAGAUGGUAAUGGGUUUGAUUUGGGUUCUUCUUCAAUAGCCAAUCCCUUUAUAAAAAGAUGACUCCAUUUUCAAUCUGUAUCCACCGUCAAAGAAACCGAGUCCGAUGCGAAGAAAUAUGCCCAGAUAUCAUUACAGGGCAAGAUGGACUUCAGCUUAUGUCUCCACUCUGCACUGUGAAAUUCUCAGUUCUUUUGAACAGAUCCCCAACUUUCAUUUUCAGCAUUACAGGUUAUUCACACUUCUCUACGGACCUAUCAUCAUCUUGUGGGGAUGUACAACUGAGCUAAGCUAUCUUAGUUGUCUGCUUCUUUGCUUUGAGGCUCCCAUAUUAAAAAUGAAAAUGGGUUCAAGUGACUUCGUUUUGGUGGGAGAGUACUGGGUGGUCUUCAAGGCUAUAAGCGCAUAUUUCAACAUUGAAGACCCAGAUCUGAUGAUUGAUAUGGUUACAGGGCAAGAUGGACUUCUGCUUAUGUCAACACUUUCCACUGAGAAAUUCUUAGUUCUUGUGAACAGACCCCCAACUGGCAUCUUCAGCAUGAUAGGGGUUUGAGUAAAGGGGAUUGUAGGAGCAACAUGAGGCAUCUAAUUCAGAUUCCAGGUGGGAAAGGGAAUGGAGAUUCUCUAUGGACCUAUUAUCAUCUUGUGGGGAUGUACAACUGGGCUAAGCUAUCUUAGUUGUCUACUUAUUUGCUUUAAGACUCCCAAAUUACAAAAUGAAAAUGGGUUCAACUGACUUCGUUUUGGUGGGAGAGUACUGGGAAGUGUUCAAGGCUAUAAGGAAUAAAGUUGGUGAUGGAUUCGUGGCCGAGGCUUAGAUUGAAAUGGUCAGACUGUUCAAUGGGAAAUUUGGUCUCACCAUCACAAAGAUACUCUGAGGCAUAGAUACAAACAUUUGAGGAGGCAAUGUAAUGAUACAAAGGUUCUUCUUGAACAGAUAGGGUUGUCUUGAGAUCAAGAGAAAUGGUGACCUCUGAGAUUAUGUCUAAGAUUCUUAUACCUAGGUACUCAAGUGCUUAUGAAACAACUCAGGCUUUGCAAUCUCAAGACCAGAGAGGCCUGUUAGAGUGUGCACACCUCUUGAUAGUUGCCAGUUGAUGAUUACCACUAAACAGUUUUGUGGUCAAAUCACAAGAAGGGGGGAAAAAAAGACUGCUAAGAUGUUUGGCAAUCAAAAAAAUUAUAUUGGAAGAAGCCUAAAGGAUUGUCUCACCUUGUCCUCUUGAUUUCAAGUCAUAUAUUGGAAGACUAGGAGUGAUUGUGGAAGACACUUCUGACUAGCUUAAGCAGGGGGUAUAAGUGUUUUUCUGUUCAUAACAACGUAUUUACUGAGUCGUUUUACCAGCCCCUUUCGUUGUAUUAAUGCAAAAAUUAUUUGUAUGCCCAUUGUCCAUUCUAGUUCAAUGUACUUUUUUUUGGUGGGUUGGGCUUAUGCUUAUAAACUUCAACCCAAGAAGAAAAAAGCCCACGAAUCUCCCUUGAAAGACACUGUUUGACACUAAUUUACUUUUAUAACACUCUAAAGUUGUAAAUGGUCAAAAGAUUCGUAUCAAAUUACUCAUUUCAAGGUUGAUUUUGA
This is a messenger RNA of Quercus robur (English oak), 5290 nucleotides long. RefSeq names its product disease resistance protein RUN1-like. Gene Ontology annotation, molecular function: ADP binding. Gene Ontology annotation, biological process: signal transduction; defense response. NCBI's taxonomy places the organism in Eukaryota, Viridiplantae, Streptophyta, Magnoliopsida, Fagales, Fagaceae. The coding region runs from base 188 to 3643 and encodes 1151 amino acids. The transcript is spliced from 10 exons. The record is from RefSeq and is a predicted model, not a curated record.